CGCUACUUCAGGACCAUGUUAGUAGAGCAUUAGCCAUUGAACAAAUAACAAACUGUAUCGUUAUCUCAAAUAUUUAAAUGAGCAAGCCGAUAAUGGUCUCGCAAAACGCGGAACCCCAGCUACACAAGUUUGAUACUUUCGAAUUUAGAGGACGCUCGAGCUUCUCUCAUCAUGAUUUGGAUUACAAGAUGAAGAUGCUGCAACUUACUUUGGUGUACCGCCGUUCAGUGAUAGAGGAUCGACCGCUUCCAGUCAACCAGCCGAACCGGCAUUCUGUUGCCCAGGAGACAUUUGCUAAAGCUAAAACAUUUGCCAUUGGUCAACCAUUCCAUCUGCCGAAGAUUCUAGCGGUGGAACCUAAACUGAAGCCGGAAGUGAAGCCCGAAGAACCGAAGAUAUCAAAGGGAGACGCCAGUAGCGCAACGUUGCCAUCGAAUCCACAGCACAGUAAAGUUCAACGCUUGGUUCGAUUGUUUGAAAAUACUGCCAGCACCGUUCCGAAGAAUUGUGCUCCUUCCAACGAGAUUCGGAACAAGUUGUCGUCGUCGAAGCGGCAACCGGUAUCUAAACCAGUCAUCAAGGAACCAUGCAAAGAGAAGGAAUUACAAGAGGGCGAAAUCACUAAAAAAGCCGAGAAAAUAACACCGAAUGAUGAGGAGAUAAGAGCUGAGUUGAAGCAACGUCGAAAGGAUACCGAUUUUCCUUAGCUUUUGUAGACUGGUGUCUAUGUGUGUAUGUAUUAUAUGAAUUAUCAAAUAAGCAAAUAAUAAAUAUAUUUAGAAGUAUACUA
Messenger RNA from Armigeres subalbatus, 790 nucleotides. RefSeq lists its product as uncharacterized. NCBI's taxonomy places the organism in Eukaryota, Metazoa, Arthropoda, Insecta, Diptera, Culicidae. The coding region runs from base 78 to 707 and encodes 209 amino acids. The transcript is spliced from 2 exons. The record is from RefSeq and is a predicted model, not a curated record.